AUGUACGAAGGUACGUUCUCGGAAAAUGAAGUGGGGCUCCAGAUGAAUCUCUGAACCGAAUGGAGGAAUUCUGAGUCAUUCAGUUGUCGUAGUGGUGCUAACGACUCUUUAGGGCUCACUUGGAAGAGCCAACAUGCCGCAACAAGAGCCAGAUUAUCUGACUCGGACAUCGGUAACGCGAAACGGACGUGCUCCACACGUUUCUGGGCGAGUCUAGGGAUCACUUAAGAGUUCUGAUGCUACUAAAGUGGUCACUAGAAAUGCCCCGACACGUCCGAUUCCAGUCCGCGUUACCAACGUCCGAGGAGACCUAUUAUUUUGCGAAACCGAGUUUAUUAACAGGUAUACACGCAAAGAACCUGAUAUGGAUGAAUAUCGUUCUGUUCGCCUUUUCGAUGCUUUGUUUCAUCGUUUGUUCGGCAACGGUGGUUUUUGUACGCUGGGUUCGUUCUCUCUAUUUCUGUAUAUCUUUUGGAUACCAUCUUAUAAACGAAAGCUUCAAGGCUUAUAAGCGAAGGCUACGUAACAAAACGGGAGAAAUGGAGGAGAAGUAUAAGAACGAAGAAGCUCUGCGUAAGGAUUUGGAGCUUCGAGAAAAACGAGCUUCGAUCCUUCGUAAGUUUCAUCACUGUCUAUCAAAAGCUCGAAAAAUUGCAGCGCAAUUCGCCGGCCACCAUGACAUGCAUCAUAACAUCGAGGUGAGUCUUUUUCUCACUGAUGAUUUUUUCAAAAUUUCAAGCAGUAAAAAAAAGAAAAAAAAAAGAAAUCAACUAUAGUCUGUGUACCACGACUUGGAAUUUCACCAAACGACAUUCCGCUGUGCCGCUGCGCGCCUUUGCGAACCUUGGUCGCGUUUUCAAUUUUUUUCUUUAUUUUAUUAAGGUACUCUACUUUCAUGUGCUACCACAGCAAUAAAAAUUAAUUAAAGCGUGACCUAGGUUCGAAAGACGCUUCGCGAACGCACGCAGCGGAACAGCGGAAUGUCGUUGGGUGAUAUAUCAAGUCGUGGCACACAGACUAUAAUUAAUAUAGAGAUCGCAGAGCCGCGCCCCUUUUUGCGAUGGUGAAGUACAUUGAGUUUUUGGUCAUUUUUUUUUUGUUGUUUUCCUAAUAGCGCAAUACUGAACCGAUUCUAACGAAAGUUGGUGAAAAGAUAGAGUGAACCUCCCUCUUUUGAUCCAUGUUGAAUUAUUUUCAUUUUCUUGCGUUUCAGCGGAGUUUCGUACAGAAAAGAGGAACGAAUUUUAUUUUGCCUGUUUUUAACUAUGUUUUCGGUCGUUAAUUAUUAAUCCCAGGGUCAAGAAUUCAUCAGCCGAAGAAUCGGAUUUUCUCAAAAAUUAUUCAAAAUUCCGUUUAUCAAUAAUAACUCUACUUAGAAACUCCAGGGUGGUCCCUAUAGGGGCAACCUCAGGGACCCUUGGAGAGUCCCCUCUAGGGACCACUUUACCAACCCCUUUUGGCGCUUCAUUAAAGCUUGCAAAAAUAAUCCCUGUAGGUGUUUACUUAGUGGCCCCUAUAGAGGACAUUCUAGUCGCUUUUUUUCAUGAACCGUAUGCGAAGAAGCCGUGCGAAAAACUGAAAAACAACCUUUUUUGAAUAAAAUUGAAUGAUCCCUUUAGGGACCACUUACGCUUUAGAGGCGAAGGGAUUAGACCCUAAACAUCUGAAAGUUUUUUAGCAAACCCAAAAAAGAACAACAUACCCUAGAAAAAAGACUAAAUAAUUUCCUGGUCCAGAUUUUAAUAAAUAAAACGUGACUUGAACUGACCCAAUUAGAAAGUUUUCUCGUUUCCAGACUCUUGCACGACCCCAUGUCGUAGUGGUAGAACGUCAGACUGAAACCCCGCCAAGAGUCCUGGCCCAAAGAGAAAUCCCACAGGCGGUUGUCCAAGCGGAUCACAGUCAGCCCGUCGUCGACCUCACCAAGGUUACCUGUAAAAAUGUUGAUGACAAAAAUUAUUUUUCGGUUUUAGACUCGUUCGGGAAGCUCCUCCAGGGUUGGUUCUUUUUUUUCUUCCCAUUUUUAGAUGGCUUUUGGAUAAUCCUUUCAGUUGAAGAUGGGCAGUGCGGCUUUCCUCACACAAAUGGAGAAAAACGUCAAAAAGUCAGUUUUUCAUUCUUAAUCCACCUCUUUUUAUUUGCAGGUCUUCGAAAAACAACCGAAACGAAAAUUUGCCAAAAGGCGGUCCUCUGGAUACCGGAAUCCAAAAGAAUCUUGCUGACAACAACCAAGUCAAGUUCGAUGGCAUAAUACCUGCAAAUCUUAUUCCGAUUGAAUUGAAAGAAGAAGAAAAGAAAGAAACUAGUUUGCCGAAAAAAGAAAGCUCGGGAAAAGUGUCUGCCCCAACGGAACCAAAACCUGUGAUCAACAACAACAACAAGAACAAAUCGAGUGAACCUUCUACGUCGACUCCAAAAGACCGCAAGAAGAAAGUGGCCGACUCUCCGGCUGAGUUCAUCGACGGAUCAUCUUCGCUGGCCCGGCAGCCUUCCUUGUUCCCUUAUUUCCAAGGCAAAUCUGCAAGUUCGACUGCAAGCGUCUCCACACAGCCGACCAACUCGAAAAGUAGCAGGGCUGUGCUUAUGAGCGCCAACAAAGUUUCUGAAAAAACUGGUACAUCGAAAGAAUCCGCAACCGAGAAUGAUGCGAAGGUCUCUCCGAUGACGACUUCUGUUGGAAAAAGAGAGCCUUCUGAGCCAGAGAGUACCUAUUCAACGAAACUCUGGGAUAAGGCUGCUAUGUACUAUCCGAGAGGCAAGCUGAACCUUGAGCACGAUGAGCAACCGUUGUAUAAUAAUAAGUGAGUUCAAAAGUCAUGAAACCUCAGAAUUAGUUUUUUCGGAGUAGCUCGCUCGUUUUUUCAUUUAAUAAUUUUUUUGCGUCUGGUUUGCGAAUAAGUAUUAUACUAUAUUUUGAUUUAUUUUUCUUCCCUAAAAAAAAAUGAGCAAUUUCAAUCGACAAAAUAACUUUUCUUUCUCUGGUUGGUAAUAUUUCAAUCGUAUACGAUUGAAAUAUUACCAACCAGAGAAAUUUUUAAAACGCCGUGGCCUAUAGGCCUGGCUGGUGGGCGCGGCUUAACGCAACUGCCGCGCAGUUUUAGGAGACGUUUCUCUGCGUAGAUUUACGCUCACGUGAAAGUUUUUUUUUGACUUUUAUAUUCUGUAAAACUUUUCCUUUCUAAGAAUAUUGUACGUGGGAAAGUUCAUCUUACGAUGAAGCCCAAAAAAAAACUAUGGGAGCUUAUUAGGAGUGAAAAAUUAGCGGUUUUUUCAAAAAGUUAGUUUUUUGAUCCAAAACUUUAAAAAAUCGCUUUUACCCCUACAGGGACCUUUCUGGAGAUAUUAGGCGUGUCACAGUUUUUAUUCAUUUGAGCAUUUGCGUGCCGCAGUGUUUUAAGUAAUUUUGCGAUAUUUUAAAGCUGUCAAAAAAACCUAAUAUAAUAUUUUCAUUCAUUUUCAACUCUUUUAUAAAACUAAUACGAAGUUUUCUUUUCAGAGUUUCUAGAACUGAGCCGCUGUCGCAAGAGCUGUGGUCGAACGAAGAGGCCGACACGAAAAUGCAGAAGUUGGCGCGAGCUCGGCUCGAACGACGUCAAGAACGUCGCCGCCGCCGCGACAACUGCGAUCCAACUCAGCUGUUCGUUGACUUUUUCAUUUUUCACAUACUUCUUCACAAUUUGUGAUUGAUGGGCUCUUAAUCUGAACUCUUGCAGUGAUGAAACUCCCCCGAAGCGCAAGUUCGAAGCGCGACUCGCUACUGUUAAAGGUUUUUUUUUACAUAAUUGAAAAAAAACGUAAAUAUGAAAGGUAUUUCAAAAGGUAAAUAUGAAAUUAAAUAUGAAAGGUAUUUUAAAAAGGUAAUUUAGAAGGAACCGCCGACGAGAAAAGCACCUGA
Molecule: messenger RNA, 3895 nt
Organism: Caenorhabditis auriculariae
Lineage: Eukaryota; Metazoa; Nematoda; Chromadorea; Rhabditida; Rhabditidae
Source: the annotation of a GenBank genome assembly